AUGGGGGCAGUUGGUGUCUGAGGGCGAAGAGUUGACCCCCACUUCAUCAGCUGUUCCUGGCGGCGGCGAGAUACAUUCCUCUGUCGGGAUCGGCAAGACGAUCGGAGGCGGUGAAAGGUGCGCAUAGCGGCAUAGGUAUCUGGGUGCUGAAGGGUUGCUGCUGCUACCGUGGUAGAUCGCGAAAAAGGGUGCGCAUGGGGGCAUAGGAAAUUCUGCCUUUCCUCCCUGUCAACUCGCCCCUGGGCUCUGCCUCGAGCGCCCGUCGGUCGGAAUCCAGUAAGAACCAUAUCUGGAUACAAUUUGACUCGCGGCACAUACUCGUCUCGUCUCUCUCUCUCUCUCUCUGUGUCCGUCUCUUGCUUUUCCUCGCUCUCUCGUGGUCUCCAAUCCUCCCAAAUCGAAUCAUCUCUAGGGCCUGGGGCUUUCGUCAUUGGCUGCCUCAGCUUCCCUUGCCUGUCUGUUUCUUCCUCAGUUGUACGUGAGACACAUAUAUAUAUAUAUAUAUAUAUAUACACACUGAUGUAAGAUGGCAGGCGAAGGGGGUUUGGAGGAUUACGACGCAGAGGAGGGGAGGGAAGAGCUAGUAGAUUUCGAGUGUUCGGAUUUUGAAUUCGACAAUGAGGAGGAGGAUGCAGAGAUUGGGACCGGUGAAGAGGAGGUGAUGACUGGCAAGGCGGGGUCGUCAUCGGACAAAGGAGGAGGGGCAGGAACACAGGAAGCAGCAGUGUCAGCAUCGACGACGGUGGCUGUCGCGGCCACGCCAGCAGCAAUAGCAGUUCCGGACGAUGAAGAGGAGGGAGGGGAAAAGGGUGUAGUAGGUGAUCUCUCUGGCCUUUCUCCUCACAGACGUGUACGUCCUCCCCCGGAGGAUGACGACGACGAUUCGCGACCCUCGUCUCCAGGCUGGAGACGUGCUCGUGGGUCUUCCCGCGCGAGAGAUGGUGAUGAUGAUGAUGAUGAUGAUGCUGACAAGGAUGAAGGGAUAGGUGUCUACGUGGCAGCAGGUGGUUCGGUGACGUGUCCCAAAGGAGAUGAGGUUACAACCGCCGCCCCCGAUUCUCAGCAGAACGGUGAUAGUGCUCUCGAUGUCCCGAUUGCGGAGCAAAGUGCUUCGGCGGAGGGUGACAGGAGACGAGCGCAUGAUGAUGUCGUGAAUGUUGUUGUUAUUAAGGUUAACGAUGAUGAUGAUCGUGGUGCACAUCACGCCGUCGGGUCGACGUCUCCCGGCAGUUCUGGCAGCUCUGGGUUGGCGUGGGAAAAGCACUCCUCUGAAGAAGAGGAUGAUGAUGUCGCGAAUACCAUGCAGUUGGAGUCUUUGGGGGGACCGAGAGAAGAAGCGUCUUUGGCGGAAGCAAGCAACGUUGAUGGACAGGAAGGGAAACCAGUGGAUGAGGCUCAGAUUACGGAAGGUACGGAAGAAACUAAUGUAAAAGGUGUUGAGCGUGAGGAUGGUGGUGCAACUAACGAAGAUAAGCUUGUUGAAUAUAAUAAGCGUGGUAAUGAUGGUAAUGCUAAUAAUAUCGAUGAUGGAGAUGAUGAUGAUGAAGACGAGGACGACGAGGAGUCUGGACGACGUGGCCGGAAAAGGAGGAAGGAGAGAUUUGCUGCGGAAAGGAAGAUUGAAGCUGAGGAUCUGGAGAGAGAAGAUCAGUACUCCCUUGCUGCAAGGAUGAAGAGGCUGAAAGGCACUAAGUGGGACGGUUCCUUGGAAGCUGCAAAUCUGGCCUUAGCGGCAGGCGCAGCUGGAAUGAUGGUAAACCCUGGCGAGCUUCAUGGAAGGGGUGCUAUGGGAAGAGGAAUCAUGGGCCCAGGAAGACCACCUGCACCACUAGGUGCCAUUGGGAGAGGUGGUCCCCUUCAGGGCUUCAUGCCAGUGCCUGGACCAGGAGGACAUCCUUUGCGUCCCUUUGAUCCUGGAUUUGCAAGUGCACAAUUUGAGAUGCAGGAGCUUAUGGCGCAGCAGCGACUGAUGGGGGGCGGUCCAAAACCUGCAGAUUUGGCUGCAUUGCAGGCUGGAAGAGGAGGUGGAAGAGGACUCGGUGGGCCUGGCCCUCCGUUUGUUGGGAUGCCAUCGGCCCUGGGACCGGUCCCUGGUGGACCUCGCCCUGGUGGCUUUGAGAUGUAUGCAGCUGGACCGGGAAUGCCACCAAGAGGGGUUCCAGGUGCCUUCUCCCGACCUGGUCUCGUCGCGGAGCAGAUGUUAGGAAUGGGCCCAGGAAGUUUUGCAUUUCUUGGCCCUGGGGCUGGCCCAUUUCCGAUGUGCAUGUCUCCUCGAGGGAUUGGCAUGAGGCCUGGAGCGCCGUUCCCGGGAAUGCUGGACGGACCGUGGAUGGGAGGAAUGGCUACCGGUGGUCCUCCUGGCAAAGGGGGACCGGCAAUGCCAGUGGGGAUGGGAUGGGAAGAGAAUGUGGCGGGGGGGGCAGGUUCAUCUCCAACGAACCCUCCCAAAGGAUCGAACAGAACGUUUCCUGAGGGCACAAACAUUGGCAAUGCAGCCAUGAUGGGUGUCCUUGACCCCUCGCUGCAGAACAGAACAGACAUGCAGCGGCGCGCAGACAUAGAGCGCCAUGGUGGUGGAGUUGCGCAGAGAAGGAACGAGGUAGGGAGGAUCGAGAACCGAAGAGGGCCUGAAAUGCAUGACAUGGCGCGCGGGGAGUUGGGAAGGGUCGUGGAGAUGGGACGUAUGGACGUAGGAAAUCGUUUCGACAUGGCCAGAGCAGGAAUCGGGCGUGGCACUUUCGAGAUGAGGAAUGAUGUGGGAAGAGGAGAUGUAGGGAGGAGUGACUAUGGGAGGGUGGAUCUCAGAAAGGGUGAGUUGAUGAGAGGUGAUAUCGGGAGAGUGGCGGAACCGCCAAGGGGUGAUUAUGUUGGAAGGGGAGAAUUGCAGAGACUUGGGAUGGGCGUGAGCGAUGCGGGGAGAGUGGACAUGGGGCGCUUAGAUAUGCGCAUGAUGGAUGUGGAAAGGGCUGAAUUGGCCCGAAUGCAAUCGGGCAGGGGGGGGGAAUAUGGGAGGAGUGAAAUGAUGAGAAUGGCAGAAAUGGGUUCUGUAGGUGGAGAGCGAAAGGGUGGUGGAGGUGGUAGCAGUCGGGCACCUACAAGACAAGAAAGAGGAUCGGAGAAUGGGAAGGGGGGUCAUGAUGGAGGCCGCAAUCGGCAUCUUGCCACAGGAAGCAAUCUUAUUCAGCUUGGCGGCCCAGUCACAAAGAGCAGGACGUUAGUGGUUAGUAAUAUUGGGAAAGAUCUCAAGGGCUCGUCGAUUGCCAAGACUUUCGCAACCUCAGGUGAUGUGACGAGCGUUAAUAGGCUUCCAAAUGGGAAUUUGCUCGUUUCGUAUUCUUCUGUUGCUGAAGCAGUUGCUGCCAAGAGGCACUUUCACAGGAGUGUGUUAGGCGGCAGUGAGAUUACGGUCGAAUACGCGGUUGGUAAUCCUGUAUAGGUCAGAAUGAGGCUUGCGUGCAGCCACAAGAAAGGCUCUCCCAGUUCAAUUUUGCCUCUUGGUGUAUUGAUUGGUUGUUAGAAGGCCUAGUAGAAGCUGAGACUCCUUCCCCACCCUUUGUUAUCCCCCUCCCUCCACUCUCCCCCCCCCCCCUCCCGUCUCCCAAUCCGCUUCCCUUACCCCUGUUUGGGGUGUUCGUGCCAGUGUACAAGGGUUAUGUGGGUGCCUGAGAGAUGGUGCCAGGGUGGAAUUUCAGUUGUGUAAGGUGUGGUGGGGUUUCGCAUGUCAGUGAGCUGUGUCGUGAGCGAAGAGGGUACAAUAGGACUCUGGAAGAAUUGCUGUGAUGAGGGUAAUGAUAUAAGUCUGGAGGAAUCUCGGCGAUGUCCAUAGCUUAAUGUAAUUCGACGUUAUGAAUGAAACGAGUGUUAAUCACUCAAUGAAAUGGUAAUGAAUGA
Molecule: messenger RNA, 3891 nt
Organism: Chara braunii
Lineage: Eukaryota; Viridiplantae; Streptophyta; Charophyceae; Charales; Characeae
Source: the annotation of a GenBank genome assembly